Gadus morhua (Atlantic cod) is the source of this 2101-nucleotide messenger RNA. It is a transcript of the gene gata1a, whose product is annotated as GATA binding protein 1a. Gene Ontology annotation, biological process: negative regulation of transcription by RNA polymerase II; cell fate commitment; positive regulation of transcription by RNA polymerase II. The record is from RefSeq and is a predicted model, not a curated record. The transcript has 6 exons. Lineage: Eukaryota; Metazoa; Chordata; Actinopteri; Gadiformes; Gadidae. Gene Ontology annotation, cellular component: nucleus. Bases 194 to 1504 code for a protein of 436 amino acids. Gene Ontology annotation, molecular function: zinc ion binding; DNA-binding transcription factor activity, RNA polymerase II-specific; RNA polymerase II cis-regulatory region sequence-specific DNA binding.
CUCCCACAGCCCAUGUCUAUGGAGCCUUCAACUUCUGUGGUUGUCAGGCAGUUUAAGUAUACGGCACCAGUUAUUCUGCUGUCCAUCCACUCUGACAUCCUAAGCCAGCGACUGAGCCAUCGUUCACCUGCAGACCCCCCGGCUCACACCACCUCUUCAUCUGCUCUUCAGGUCGCCCUUCUCCGCAGCGAGCAUGGAGGAUUCCUCGGAGCAGUCCCACUGGGCGUCCCCGGCCCUGCUCAGCUCAGACUCCCUGGGGGUCUUCAGCUCGGACACGGGGCUCCUUUCCUCGGUGGAGGAGGGGGACGCCUUCUUCUCCAACCCAGAGGUGGACUACAGCGGCCUGCCCUCCUACUUCUCCAACCCCCCCCACAGCAGAGCCCCGUCGGCCUACAGGAACAGCACGGUUCGUCAGCUGUACAUGUCGCCGUCUCUGCAGAGCAACCUCCAGUGGGUGGAAGGACCGGCCAACCACUCCAUGGGCUCCCCCUACAACCCCCCCACCCCCAGCUGGAGCAACAGCCCCCUGUCCAAGACCCCCCUCCUCCAGCCCACCCCCACCUCCCCCUACACCCCCAUCUCCACCACCGCCACCGCCGCGUCCUCCUACGCCUCCCCCAGGGACGGCUACAUGUCCACGGGCAGGGAGGGCAAGGAGAGCCCCUCGGGGCUCCAGGAGGCCCUGAAGGCGGAGAGGCUCAGCCCCACGGGGGGCGCCGCCGCCGGCAGCAGCUUCCUCAACCUGACCUCCGUGGCGGGGGGCAUGUACAGCCCGUCCCCCAACUCCCACCCCCACAUGCUGAGCCCCUACGGCUCGUACAUGGGCUCCACGCAGGACUACAGCGCCGCCGCCCUCUACUGCAGCCCUGGAGGCUGGAUGGGCCCCGGCUCCUACUCCCCCAAGCUCCGCAACAAGAUGAGGCUAUCCCCGCCAGAGGCCCGGGAGUGCGUCAACUGUGGAGCCACCGCCACCCCCCUAUGGCGCCGGGAUGGUACAGGCCACUACUUGUGUAACGCCUGCGGACUGUACCAUAAGAUGAAUGGCCAGAACAGACCUCUGAUCCGCCCCAAGAAGCGACUGAUCGUGAGCAAACGAGCCGGUACGCUGUGUGCCAACUGUCACACCAGCACCACCACGCUAUGGCGGCGCAACGCCAAUGGGGAGCCCGUGUGCAACGCCUGCGGACUCUACUUCAAGCUGCACAACGUCAACCGGCCGCUCACCAUGAAGAAGGACGGCAUCCAGACGCGCAACCGCAAGGUGUCCAACAAGAACAAGAAGAGCAAGAAGAGCCUGGGCCAGCCGGCAUCGUACCCAGACAUGAUGCAGCCGCUGGAGGACAACUGCGGGCCUUUCUCCCUGGGGCCCGGCUCCAUGCUGUCCUACGGCCACACGGCCCACCUGAUCCCCACAGCUCCCCACGGCCUGCACUCCUCCGCCCCCAUGUCCUACACGCACUACCCCAGCGCUGGCAUGGUGCCCGUGGGAGGGCUGGGUGUGUGACUGGGCUAGGAUGUGGUUACACCUGCGCGUCGCAAGAACAGUGGUGAUUGAUAUAUAGGAUUUCUGUCUGGCUGUUUGUAUGUAUGUAUGUAUGUAUGUAUGUAUGUAUGUAUGUAUGUAUGUAUGUAUGUAUGUAUGUAUGUAUGUAUGUAUGUAUGUAUGUAUGUAUGUAUGUAUGUAUGUAUGUAUGUAUGUAUGUAUGUAUGUAUGUAUGUAUGUGUGCACAGUUGUGCACUAGAAUAGAAGGUUGUUUUAUUUUCUAUUUGUUUUUCACUGUAUUUCAGUCCAAGUUGGGGCAUAAUAGAAGGAGUAUGUCAGGUCAAUACAAUGUUUUUCACAUCUGGUUCAUUCUGGUGCUACUGCACAAUGGACAAAAAGAUAUUUCCAACAGAAUUGUGUAUCCAUGACAACAAUGUGUUUUUUUUUGUUCAGUUUUACACCUGUAAUUUUUAUAUCGCAGAAUAUGUAGAACGUUGGGGUAGUCCGAUUUUGCAGAUAUUAAAGCAUUGUGUAUUGUCUGAUAUUUGUUUGUUUAUGGUUUGUUGGUUUGAGUCAAUUCAGUCAAAUUAAAACAAGCACUGGGCAUUUCUUACUUAC